AUGGUCCAUCGCUAUGAUAUAACAUGUUUAGUUCUCUCCCGAAAGAUCAUUUGUUCUUUUAGAUUCACAUCUUUUAGAGAUUCACAUCACUGGCGCAAGCAGGCAGCCUUCUUGCCGGAUUAUGUGCCACCGAGGGAGCGGAAACAGGAUUUGCGGCAGCUGCAACAUCGAGCCUCGAUCCUGUGGUCGCCGCAGCUGCAGGAUCAAGACGAAGAGGCUGUUCGCGAAUACCUGUACAUUGCGGUUAGUCACUACAAUAUCGAGGAGGAGCAGGCGCUGUUCAUCCUGCGACGUCAUGGAUUCGACCUGUCCUUAGCCAGUCGACGUCUGGAGAAGAUUGAGACAGCUCGCGGAUGUCGCUAUCAUCGCUGGAAGGCCCAGGAUCUCAUCCGACUUUCGAAGGCCUUCGACCAAUACGGCACCGACUUCGCGAAGAUCCGGAAGGAGCUACCCCAUUUUCCUGUGGCCGAGGCUCGGCUAUAUUUCUCCUUCAUGUCCUCGCACUAGGAUCCAGAGGACCGACAAACCAUUUUACUGAUGAUGCUUUGA
Drosophila erecta is the source of this 549-nucleotide messenger RNA. RefSeq lists its product as uncharacterized. Gene Ontology annotation, cellular component: histone deacetylase complex; transcription regulator complex. Gene Ontology annotation, molecular function: transcription corepressor activity. NCBI's taxonomy places the organism in Eukaryota, Metazoa, Arthropoda, Insecta, Diptera, Drosophilidae. The transcript is spliced from 2 exons. The record is from RefSeq and is a predicted model, not a curated record. Gene Ontology annotation, biological process: negative regulation of DNA-templated transcription; regulation of transcription by RNA polymerase II.